AUGCAUGGCAAGCAUCUUUCAAUAAGUAAUACUCCUCGUGGUUUCCUUGGCUUAGCCACCACAUCAAUCGUCGAUGCUUCCUUCUCCACUACAACCACUCCCAAAUUAACCAUAGCAUCAUCAACAGCCAUGGAAGAACUCAAGACCCAUGUCUGCAGAAUCGAAAGUGAACCCACAGCACACAUUGUAGCAAUCUAUGCUGCUUGA
Messenger RNA from Dovyalis caffra, 207 nucleotides. Lineage: Eukaryota; Viridiplantae; Streptophyta; Magnoliopsida; Malpighiales; Salicaceae. The record is from the annotation of a GenBank genome assembly.